GGAAGGAUGAGAGCUGUUUGGCUCACACCGACGUGCUGUGCUGCUGGAGGCUCUUGUGUGCACAGCCAUGGAUGGUGUGUUAGAGGGAGCAGCUGUGGUGUGUGUGUGUAAACUGGCCUGCAGUCUUCUCUUCCUGCCCAUGGUCACUGCUUCUCUCAGUGCAGUCAGCUUCUGCUGCAACUGCCUGCUGCUCUUCACAGACCUCGUAGUCACAACCUUCCUGGUUGUCCUCUGGUUUACAGAGCCCUGGCUACCUCAAUUUUCCAUGUCCACUGAUGUCAUCGCCCUGCGCUUCCUGCUCUUCCUCAGCUACAUCUACUGGGCAGUGCUGCUGAUGACCACACCUCUGGUUGCUGUGGAGACCGCCAUGAGGUUGCAGUGGCCCCAAGUCUGUGGUGGCGGAGCAGUGGAUGGAGACAUGGACAAACAGAGUAAAAAUCCUGCAUCUCACGACGGUGUGACACUGGAGGUAGAGAACUGGCAGAGCAGGGACACAGACACCCAGAGAGGAGGGAGAGAGGACCAGGACCAGGGAAGUUGUCUGUCCCACAUCCUUGGCUUCUUCUGCUGUCUGCUGGUGUGGGCUGUCUGUGGCAUCUGUGGGGGUCAGGGCUGGAGACUGGAGGUGCUGUGGGUGGAGGUCUGCCUGGAGAGGACCAGCUCCCUCACUCUGUGUCUCCCUAGCCUCCCCAGCACCGUCCUGCUUGCUCUGGGUGAGCCCAGCUGGGGCUUGGCCACUGUGACCUUGGCUCUCCUGCUGGUGCUGACGGUGGGCUGGGGCUUUCUCAGACGACACCUGGCCCACACAGAGACGGACCCACACACACCCACAACCACACAGACACACAAGGAGGAACAUGGUACUGACAUUCAACUGCCCGUUCAAACACUCCCUGCACCACGCACGGCUAUGAAACCUGUGAUGCCAGUGGCGUCAGCCCCACGGUUUGUUGACACAGAGACAACAUGGUCCAGAUGCUCCGUUCACAGCCCAUGUUCUGGGAACAACAUGGAGCUGUCACUGGGUCACCAUGGAAAUGCUGUCCUCUUAUCCCUGGAGUUUUUGUCAGCAGACAGACGAGAGGGACACAAAAAGAAAAAAGGACUAGGAGACAUACCUCUCACUGGUAUUGUGGAGGAACACACAGACAGAAGCAGGCAUGGGCUCGGGCGAUUUCCCUGCCUGGGGGUGAAUAUAAUGACAGGGUUAAUGUGUCUGCUCACUGUCUGUGUGUUACCUCUAAACCUCAGUGUGAAUAUCCUACUAAUCAGCCAUACAGAGACAAUGCUGGAGUGGAGUUUGAAGAUCUUAAUGUAGUUGAUAAUGUAAAUUCAAUCAUUAAGGUCUGAAAGGCUUGCUCACUUUAUCUUCAUCCACGAAGCAUAAUAUAUCAUAUUGUUUCUUCUCUAUGGGAUAGUUGGUAGCUAUUUUCAAACUAUUUUCUCCCAGCAGGAGGGUCUCGAUGCAAGUUGCCCCCCCCCACAGGGAUGGCAAACUGCCAUCAUAUCAUCUGGCGUGACUAUCCCCCAAACUAUUUUUACACAUUUUCAUAUUGCACUUUGUCUCUGUUGUUCAUUCAGUUAGCCUGUCCUCGAUUUAACUGGCUGCACCCAAAGAAGCCAAACAGAGGGGUCUCUCAGUCAACGUAACACCGGCAUAAAGUCAGUGUACUGGACAAUAAAUCUGGAUGGUGAUAGUGUUAGAUAAUGAGGUGUGGCUUGGGAAUGGCAAAGGCGGGUGCAACUCAAUAUUAUAUACACUGACUGAGUAUACACGGAGUAUUCCAAACAUUAUUUCAUAGUUUUGGAUUGACUGACCUUCAUGUCUUAAAGUAAUGAUGGACUGUGGUUUCUCUUUGCUUAU
Molecule: messenger RNA, 1864 nt
Organism: Salvelinus sp. IW2-2015
Lineage: Eukaryota; Metazoa; Chordata; Actinopteri; Salmoniformes; Salmonidae
Source: RefSeq, a predicted model, not a curated record